Molecule: messenger RNA, 741 nt
Organism: Stereum hirsutum FP-91666 SS1
Lineage: Eukaryota; Fungi; Basidiomycota; Agaricomycetes; Russulales; Stereaceae
Exons: 5
Coding region: 1-741 (246 amino acids)
Source: RefSeq, a predicted model, not a curated record
AUGUUCUCCUUUACAACCAAGCUCCCCCUCCUAGUCACUGUGCUCUCUUCGCUCUCCCUCAGUGUUCUCGCGGCUGUUCCUGCUCACCCUGGCGGGCGACUGUCGCCCUCUGAAGCAGAGCUCAAAUACUCUCGUGCUCACUCGCUCGGUGACGACUACACCUUCAGCGUGCAGGAUGGCUGGCAGACUGUCAAUAUCUCCGAUCUCCUGUACAAAUACGAGCCUCCGGUCUCUCAGACGUCUUACGCUCUAGACUUGGGCUCUGCUUUGGACUCGGGGGCUGUCAGGCAAGGACUGGCGAAACGUAGUCUCAAGAAAGUCGGAGAUGCCGUCAAAGGCGCGGUGAAGGAUAUCUUCAAAGGAUUGAAGGCCAUAGGGCAAGCGGAAGCCGUCACGAUUACAUGGUAUACCGGACAUGAUCUUCAAAACCCAAGUUGCUGGUCCAAUGGUAACUGGGCACCAACGGACGCAUCAUUCGCUUGUGCACUCACUCUCGACGGUUGGACAACCAAACCUCAAUGCUUCAAGUUCCUCGAACUCUGCAACAGUCCAAAGAAAUGUGUGUACGUGCGGGUGGUUGAUACCUGCGCCGGCUGCGCCUCUGGUUCGAAACAUGUCGACCUCACCAGAGCAGCGUUCGGCCAGCUCGCUAGUUUCGACGAGGGGUCACUCUCUGUUCAGAUGCGAUUGGCUACGGAACCUGAUUCAUGGGCGGAAAACCUCUGGGGCCCUAAGCACUGA